AUGGACCGCGCGCGCUUCUCGUCGUCGCCGGAUCGCGCGAAUCAUAGGCCGCUCCAAGGAGGACCCAGCGGAACCGUCGACGCGGCCAUCUCGCCCGCGGAGGCCUUAAACGAACCAGAGACUCCGCGGCCCGCGCCGCGUGCGCUGCCUUGCAUACCCGAGGGCGAGCCGUUGCUCCGCGACCCGCUUAGUGUUAGUGAAGUGCCGCGGAAAAACGGACGUCUGCUCCACGUGCAGUUCGAUGCACAGUCUCCUCCCGCGCCGGUUUCCGUCACCGGGUCCUCGUCGAGUUCGAGCUCCGACGAUGAGGAGGUAUCCAUCGCUGAAGCCCGCCCGCCCGACGGCGGCUGGGGAUGGGUGGUCGUGUUUGCUUCGUUUAUGGUCAAUCUCAUCGCGGAUGGUAUUACGUUCAGUUUCGGGGUGUUCUUUCCAUAUUUUCUGGAGUACUUUGGCGAGGGCAAGGGAAAGACGGCUUGGAUUGGAGGAAUUUUCAUGGCUAUGCCGCUUUUGUCCGGACCCAUCGCGAGUUUCCUAACGGACAGGUACGGCUGUCGACGCAUGACCAUCUUCGGAUCCAUUCUAGCAGCGAUAGGAUUUGUAAUCUCAGCUUUUGUAGACAAUAUGGAAACGUUAUUUUUGACGUUCGGUAUUAUGGCCGGUUUCGGAUUAAGUUUAUGUUACGUGGCCGCUGUAGUAAUAGUAGCCUACUAUUUUGAGAAGAAAAGAUCAUUAGCUACUGGAAUAUCAGUGUGUGGUAGUGGUAUUGGUACAUUUAUAUUUGCACCUUUGACAUACAUAUUAUUGGAUGAAUACGGAUGGCGGGGUACGACACUCAUUCUGGCUGGAUUUUUUCUGAAUAUGGCAGUGUGUGGCCUCUUAUUCCGGGAUCUGCCGUGGACGGCAACUAUGAACGAAGAGAGAGCAAAAGAAAGAAAGAGACGACGAGAAAGAAAACGCAAUAAACGGUAUGGCUCUUCUGCGGAUAGUUUUUCGGACAGUAAAAGUAGUGCGGCAGGGUCUACAAAAGUCGUAGACAAACCCGAUGUAGAAGCUGUAACUGCUACGAUAGUACCACAAUUUAGUUCGCUGGUCGACUUGCCCACAUUUAUGACUGGCGAUGAAGGAGUUUCGCUAGAGAUAUUCGAGAUGAUGUCGAAUCGUGGUAGAGCUUAUGCGAUCCUGGCUCAGAACAAUUACCCGGGUGUAAUGUUGCCUUCUAGGAGUUUCAGUGAUAGCGGUCGGCUCAACGAACAAUCUCCGCCUAAAUCUAUCAUGUCUCCUGGGUGUACCUCUCCGGGACCAAUGUCACCGACCACAACUUCAAAUGGAACAUCUGCUAAUACUUCAAGAGCCCCAUUGAAUGACAAGGCAGCUUUAUCGUUAUGGUUGAGAAGACAAGGCGCUGGGUCUACGAAGAAACCACCGGCGUUCUUGAAGGACCUGCGUAUACAUAGACAUUCAUUGACAUAUAGAGGAGCUAUGUUAAAUAUCAAUCGUUAUAGGUUAAGGGCAUCAUCAUGUCCAAAUAUAUUUAGAAAUUCAAUGACGACCAUUGCUAAAGAAAAGCUGCAAUGGUACGCUGGCCUCUGGGAUUUCUGGGACUUGGUAGUCGACGUCCUGGAUUUCUCACACUUUCUCAAUCCUGCGUUCCUGGUAUUCGCCAUCUCCAACUUCCUGCUGUACAUGUGGUACGAUGUGCCUUACGUGUAUAUGGCGGAUAACGGACAGAGCAUGGGAUUCGACGCGUCACAGUCGGCCAUGCUUAUAUCCAUCAUCGGUAUUUUGAACAUGUUUGGGGAGAUCUUACUCGGCUGGGUGGGUGACUGGGAGUGCGUGAAUCCCAGCUUGGUUUACGCGGCUUGUAUGGUAUUGUGCGGUGCUGUUACUUUGAUAAUGCCGCUUCUGACGUCAUACUUUGCAGUGGCGGCCUCUUCUGGGGCGUUUGGUGCUUUUAUAGCGGCGAACUACUCACUGACUAGUAUAAUCCUGGUUGAGCAGAUCACACUGGAGAAGUUUACCAACGCGUAUGGGCUGCUGCUGCUCAUCCAGGGAGUCGCUAAUCUCGUUGGCCCGUCUUUAGCUGGCUGGGUCUACGACAUGCGCGGUUCGUACGAUCUAUCUUUCUACUUGGCCGGCGUGUUCAUUGGAAUAUCUGGUCUUGUUCUCCUCGUUCUACCAGUAUACAACCAUGCCAAGAAGAGACGGCGACACAACGCACCGCAAUCUAAUAUCAACGGGGACGUUAAAUCGAAUGGAAAACUUAUGGCAUAA
Molecule: messenger RNA, 2271 nt
Organism: Leptosia nina
Lineage: Eukaryota; Metazoa; Arthropoda; Insecta; Lepidoptera; Pieridae
Source: the annotation of a GenBank genome assembly